This is a messenger RNA of Petromyzon marinus (sea lamprey), 2222 nucleotides long. RefSeq names its product cyclin Q (gene CCNQ). The record is from RefSeq and is a predicted model, not a curated record. Gene Ontology annotation, molecular function: cyclin-dependent protein serine/threonine kinase regulator activity. Lineage: Eukaryota; Metazoa; Chordata; Hyperoartia; Petromyzontiformes; Petromyzontidae. Gene Ontology annotation, biological process: regulation of transcription by RNA polymerase II.
CCCAUCAUCUGGGACGCGCGGGUCCACGUGUCCUGGUACAGUGCGAGUUGUGGAUUCGAGGCCCCGUGUAGGGGGUUGCUGGGGUCAUCCCCUUGCUGGCCUGGCUGGGCUCCUGCUCUGAGGUUCAGUCUCGUGGGUUCACGGUUGAGAACUCUGGUCUUGAGCCCUGAUACCAAGUUUCGGCCUUUUAAUCCGUCGAUCAGAGACCGGGUUACAGGUUCUGCAAGGGGUGACACCCCAUGGCCGCAAUGGAACUCACCGACCGAGGCCUCCCCGUCUUCGAGGAGCCGAGCAAAGAGGCCAAGACCCACUUCAAGCUCUGCCGCUUCAUCAUGGAAGCAGGCGUGAAGCUGGGCAUGCGCUCGGUGCCCCUGGCCACGGCGUGCACCCUGUACCACGCCUUCUUCUCCGAGGUCAGCCUGGACGACUACGACCCACACCUGGUGGCCGCCUCCUGCCUCUACCUGGCGGGCAAGGCUGAGGAGCAGCAUGUGCGCCUCCGUGACAUCAUCAACGUGGUGCACAGGCAUCUGAACCCUGACAAAGAGCUGCUGCAGUUGUCAAAGGAGUUCUGGGAGCUGAGGGACAGCCUGGUGCAGUGCGAGCUCCUCAUCCUACGAGUGCUCAAAUUUCAGAUCUCCUUCACACACCCGCACAAGUACUUGCUGUACUACCUGACAUCGCUGCGCAACUGGAUGGGCACGUGGGCGUGGGAGCGGGCGGGCCCCCUUGCCGAGACGGCCUGGGCCCUGCUGAGCGACAGCUACCUUCGCGGCGGGGCCAUCCUGCGGCAUCGUGCGCAGCACGUCGCCGCCGCUGCCCUCUACCUGGCGCUUGAGUGCCGUGGAACCGAGGUUCCGGGCAACCGCGAAGCGCGCACCUCCUGGUGGCAGGCGCUGUGCGAAGAAGACCUUUCCUAUGAGGUCCUGAACGAGAUCGUGUGCGAACUCAUCUCCACCUACGACCUGGACGGCCGCGUGUGACUGCCAUGAAAUGUGCGAUGGAAGAGAAGAGAACCGUCGCUUAAAUGACAUGGCAAUAUCUGGACAGUCAAUGUGUCGACACGAGGGAUUCUCCAUGCAGUUGAUGAAUUAUAAACUGGAAAAGGUGUGAUUGUGACCAUAAGAUGGGUCUUCCUAUUAUGCCUUGCAUGUCAAGUGACAUCACAAUACUUCUUGCAUCUAACUUGCACAGAGCAACUGUUUAUGUGCCAUGCCCUUUUUCAAAGAUGUCACCAAUCAUGGCCUUACAUUUAGUUCUGUCCAUGAUAUUACUCAAGAACAUUGAAUUAAACUAGAUUCGAAGCUUUCGUGACUGCAGGAAUUACUCUGGUUCUUUCGGUAAAGUCACGUUAGAAAUAAAAUAAAACAUUUCUUUGGAAGAAGGUAAUCAGGUGGGGUGUUGACUGUUUUGUUGGCCGACUCUCUGUGUUGUAUUGCAUUAUAUUUCCAAGUUUACUAUGUUUUCUCAUUCAUUUGUACCUGAUGAUGGUUGCUUGUGUUGCAAUCGAAACGUCAUUUUCUUACAUUAUUUAAUUACAUUUAUUUCUACGUGACUUUACCGAAAGAACCAAAGAGGAACAUUGAAUUAGUUACUCCCAGUCUUCCAUGGCUUUUUGUGGUACCUAUAAAUUUCACAUUUAUAUUAGGUCUCUUCUCAUGAUGUCCAACAAAUCUAUGACUUUCCUCUCUCUAUUUCCAUUCAUUUUCUUUGUGUACCUGCUAAUCGUGAUAAGUUUGCUACUCAUCCUGUCUGCGCGUGGCGUUUUGAACAACCGUAACGUUUAUAGUAGAAAUAAUGUGUUUUUAUUCACAGAUGAAAACCUAUUUCACAAGUGACACUCAUUUUACAUUAACGAGUCUCUGUAAUUUGAGCCAGGGAUUAAAAACUGUGCCCUGUCCGCUCAGCGACAACUUCUUGUGACAUGGGACGGCAUCACCUCUGACCUGAACAUAUUCCCCACAACUCUGCUCCCUUAUGCCGCCCACCUGACAUAGGGUCUGGGCCCCUAACCCAUAAAAUGGCAGCGCUGUUUAUUCAAGAGUGCUGUCGUUUUCUUGGAGUUAACUUUAGUGGAGUGAUGCUCCACACUAUUUGUACAUAUUUCUUCGUCGACUUAUGUUGGUGGAUUCUCAACGGGCAUUUUUAUCAUGUUUUUGUUGUCCAAUGUUGUAAACUUACUGCUGUAUCUGUAUCAGAUGCAAUAAAGCUUACACUCUGGA